Molecule: messenger RNA, 1281 nt
Organism: Diaporthe batatas
Lineage: Eukaryota; Fungi; Ascomycota; Sordariomycetes; Diaporthales; Diaporthaceae
Product: cystathionine gamma-lyase CYS3
Exons: 1
Coding region: 1-1281 (426 amino acids)
Biological process (GO): transsulfuration
Cellular component (GO): cytoplasm
Molecular function (GO): cystathionine gamma-lyase activity; pyridoxal phosphate binding
Source: RefSeq, a predicted model, not a curated record
AUGACCGUCCCCGUCCUCAACGGCCGCGCCAACGGCACCGGCGAUGCCCACGACCAGCCAAUAGAGACCCCGCCCCGUGCCCCCUCGCCGGUCCAGGGCUUCGGCACCCUCGCCGUCCACGCUGGGUCUCCCCAUGACCCUGCCACCGGCGCCGUCAUCGAGUCCAUCUCCCUCUCCACCACCUUUGCCCAGAACGCCGUCGGCAAGCCCGUCGGCGAGUACGAGUACAGCCGGAGCAGCAAUCCUAACCGGACCAACCUCGAGACCGCCGUCGCCGCCGUCGAGCACGCCAAGUACGCCCUCGCCUACUCCUCCGGCAGCGCCGCCACCGCCAACAUCCUGCAGAGCUUGGCCGCCGGCUCCCACGUCAUCUCCGUCUCGGACGUCUACGGCGGCACCCACCGCUACUUCACCCAGGUCGCCAAGGCCCACGGCGUCAAGGUCACCUUCACCCCGGCCAUCGAGGUCGACAUCAGCGAGCACAUCACCGACGCCACCAAGCUGGUCUGGAUCGAGAGCCCCUCCAACCCCACCCUGCGCCUCGUCGACAUCCGCAAGGUCGCCACCGCCGCCCACGCCCACGGCAUCAUGGUCGUCGUCGACAACACCUUCAUGAGCCCCUACGUCCAGAACCCCCUCGACCACGGCGCCGACAUCGUCGUCCACAGCGUCACAAAGUACAUCAACGGCCACUCCGACGUCGUCAUGGGCGUCGCCGCCUUCAACAGCGACGACCUGCGCACCCGCCUGUCCUUCCUGCAGAACGCCAUCGGCGCCGUCCCCUCUGCCUUUGACUGCUGGCUGGCCCACCGCGGCAUGAAGACCCUGCACCUGCGCGCCCGGGAGGCCACCAAGAACGCCACCGCCGUUGCCGCCGCCCUCGAGGCCCACCCGCACGUCAUCGCUGUCAACUACCCCGGCCUCGACUCCCACCCACACCGCGCCAUCGCCAAGAAGCAGCACCGUGACGGCAUGGGCGGCGGCAUGCUGAGCUUCCGCAUCCGGGGCGGCCACGCCGCCGCAGAGCGCUUCUGCCAGCUCACCCGCGUCUUCACCCUGGCGGAGUCGCUGGGCGGCGUCGAGAGCCUGUGCGAGGUGCCCUCCAGCAUGACCCACGCAGGCAUCCCCAAGGACCAGCGUGAGGCCGUGGGUGUCUUCGACGACCUGGUUCGCCUCAGCUGCGGUGUCGAGGACGCCGAGGACCUGAGGGCCGAUGUCAUCAACGCGCUGGAGAAGGCGGUUGCCGAGACCGGCAGGGGCAACGGUGUCAACGGCGACUGA